AGCGCUACACUUGGUGGAGUCGUUCGGUUUGUUGGUUUGGCUUUCGAACGCUGAGGCGCGGUCCUUGGACAAAUAUCUCAAGUGAAAACAAAAACCUGUCGAGCGUGAGCCGAAAUCUGCGCUUGUGUGGUUGUCAGGAGCAGCCUGGAGUUGCUCCUCAUUGUUUCAAAGAAGGGAUGAAGUUGGAAGCCGUGGACCCCGCCGCGCCCAUCUCGAUCAGGCCGGCCACUGUCGCCAAGGUGUUCGACGAGCACUACUUCCUGGUGAGCAUGGACGACCUUUGCGGAAUGGAGGAGUCGGACGCCUCCGGGCGCUCCUUCCUGUGCCACAGGGACAGUCCCGGGAUCUUUCCCGCUCAAUGGAGUCUUAAAAAUGGACUCCCUCUCAGCCCGCCGCCAGGGUACCAGGGUCCAGACUUUGACUGGGCCGAUUACCUCAAACGAUGUGAGGCCGCGGCGGCUCCUGAGCACUGCUUCCCCGCGGAGACGUGCGAGCACAGCUUUAAAGAGUCCAUGAAACUGGAGGCCGUCAACCCGCUGUCACCGGAGAACAUUCACGUGGCAACGGUCACCAGGGUGAAAGGCCAAUACAUCUGGCUCAGCCUGGAAGGUCUAAAGCAUCCCAUGCCUGAGCUGACAGUUCACGUGGACUCUCUGGACAUCUUCCCUGUCAGCUGGUGUGAGACAAACGGCUAUCCGCUCGUGCACCCCAUCAAGCUCGCAGUCGAAAAUGAGAGAAAGAUAGCCGUGGUGCAGCCGGAGAAACAGUGAGUACGAAUAUGGCCGUGGGGGAAUUUCUCCAGCCGAUCGGACUUCCCGUUUAAACUCGUUUUGCGGCGGCGCACGCCUUGUGUUCUUCUCCUCUUUGCAGGCCAGGGAAAUGGGAAAUACUGCUGUCCCAAGAUCUACUUUAACCAUCGCUGUUUCUCCGGGCCGUACCUGAAUAAGGGCCGCAUCGCUGAGCUGCCUCAGUUCAUUGGGCCCGGAAACUGUGUCCUUGUGAUCAAAGAGGUUUUGACUCUUCUGAUCAACUCUGCGUACAAGCCGAGCCGCGUGCUGAGGGAAUUGCAGCUGGACCAGGAGAGUCGCUGGCAAGGCAACGGAGAGACUCUCAAAGCCAAAUACAAGGGAAAGAGCUACCGAGCCACGGUGGAAAUAGUGCGCACGGCCGACCGCGUGGCCGACUUCUGCCGGAAGACUUGCAUCAAGUUAGAGUGCUGUCCCAACCUCUUCGGGCCUCGCAUGGUUCUGGAGCACUGCUCGGAAAAUUGCUCCGUCCUCACCAAGACCAAAUACAGUAAGUGGAUUCGCCACACGGCUGGAGACGUGCUCACGCCUUGACGUUGAGUCUCGUUGAGCCCCUGACGUCGGAAAUUGAACAUUCGGUGUGAAAAUUGCAUUCGCAGUCGGAACCGUUGGCGUGUGUGACAUCAUGGCAGACAUCGGCGUGCCUUGUGAGAGUUUAGUUCAGGGAGGAUUCAAAAGGCCCGCCCUCGCUCCCAACAUGUGCAUAUGCUCGGUUCACCAAA
Messenger RNA from Hippocampus comes (tiger tail seahorse), 1528 nucleotides. Its product is annotated as scm-like with four MBT domains protein 1. Gene Ontology annotation, biological process: negative regulation of DNA-templated transcription. The record is from RefSeq and is a predicted model, not a curated record. The annotation marks the transcript as partial. Gene Ontology annotation, molecular function: histone binding; chromatin binding. NCBI's taxonomy places the organism in Eukaryota, Metazoa, Chordata, Actinopteri, Syngnathiformes, Syngnathidae. The transcript has 8 exons. Gene Ontology annotation, cellular component: nucleus.